CUUCUAGUUUCUGACUCGUCCGCACUUAACCAACAACCCAGUAUACGUACUCGGUUGGCCUUGUUUCUCUAUUCGUUACCUUUACCGUUUCUACCUGUUGGUUAUCUUACGGAGCCUGGAGGGGGCGAUAUACCCAUCAACGCAUACGACUUAUCGAACCGGACCCGGAGGGGCAUUGAGCAUACGAUAUCUUAGGAGACACUUAGAGUAAGUGUCCAGUCUCGAAAUACAACUAACUAGAACCCUAGGUACGAUACGAGAGAAGCCAGGUUGUGACAGCCCAGAGAUGUCCUGUCUCCUGUCUAGGCGAUACCACAUCCGCUGGAAAAACAAGCCCAGCUCCGGUCUCGAGUACGAAUCGAGUAGACAGUCGUCGGAUGGUUUUCAUAACCCGUUAUCCUCUGAUGGUGUGGGUUGGGUGGCUGCUGUUCAAGCAGGUGAAAAUUCUGCAUGUCGGCAGCCGCCCGCACCACUUUGGAUUCUUUCGGCUUCCCCUCCCCAAAAUGAGAGGGUACUGACACCGGACACCACGAGAAGGUAGAAAUCCAUCGUCCUAACUGCUUGACGAAAGCAAUUACCCAGCGUACUCGCUGGGAGUUUAUCCAACCGAUCCUUAUUCAGCUUCCAUCAGUUAGUACCUGAAGCGGGGUCUCUCGGAUCGUAGCUCAAAGGGGAAAUCGGGAGUCGAUUUAUUCCGGACUAACGAGGUCUAUAUGGAGAGGACUAGUUUAACGGAAGAGGUAUAUUGCCUAUCGAACGUAUGUGCGCAUACGC
Messenger RNA from Aspergillus glaucus CBS 516.65, 774 nucleotides. RefSeq lists its product as uncharacterized. Bases 287 to 541 code for a protein of 84 amino acids. NCBI's taxonomy places the organism in Eukaryota, Fungi, Ascomycota, Eurotiomycetes, Eurotiales, Aspergillaceae. The transcript has a single exon. The record is from RefSeq and is a predicted model, not a curated record.